Leptopilina boulardi is the source of this 1502-nucleotide messenger RNA. RefSeq lists its product as uncharacterized. The transcript is spliced from 3 exons. NCBI's taxonomy places the organism in Eukaryota, Metazoa, Arthropoda, Insecta, Hymenoptera, Figitidae. The record is from RefSeq and is a predicted model, not a curated record. Bases 296 to 1393 code for a protein of 365 amino acids.
CACUUUGUUGAAUUUUGUAUUCAUGAAAGCUGUGCGCCAUAUCGUUCUAAACAAAACCUGACAAUUUGACGUAAAUUUUUCAAGGAAUAAUUGACUAUUUUGUUGUAAAAAAGUUUACAAGAGAAGAAAUUUUGAUUUUAUAUGUGGAUUAUCAAUUUUUUUUGAAAUGUGAAAUGAUUUUUGUAUUAAACGAGUUCAAUGAAAAAUUAAAAUUUAUUCAUUGAACCGUCUUCAAACGUUGAGUUUAUAAUUUGGAUAUUAAAUAUUGGAUUUGGAUAUAAAAAAAACAACAACAAUGGCUUCACUUAAAGUAGAACCUUCAACAUUGUUAAACGUUAUGUUGACAAUAGAAAAAAAAGAAGAUGAAAUUAUUUUCGAGCAGGAUAACAUUGAAGAUAAUGUAAAUGAUAAUACGGAAGAUAACAUUGAAGAUCAGGCCGAAGAUAAUGCUAAAAUACUUACUGAAACUAAAAUAAAGAAUAAAAAAACGCCGACAAAAAGAAAGAAACCAAAAAAUACAUUAAAAAAUGUAAAAAAAUCGAAGGCAAUCGAGGAAUCUGAUUACGAUCCAACAAAAUUAGAAGAUAGUUCUGAUCAAGUUUUAAAUCGUUUUAAACGUGGCUGUGAAUGUCAAGAUGAAAGUUGUUUCAAAGGUUUAAAUUCUGAAUCAGUUUAUCGUCACAGAUUAAAUAUUGCAGAACUGACAAAAGCAGAACAUGACAUGUAUUUAAUGGGAGUAACAAUGGCUUGUCUCACAAAUCCUUAUGAAACAGCAAGACAUACAGAGAGACGAAGACUUCGUGCUCAAUAUGUAUAUCAAGGUCGAAAAGUUUGUUUAGAUGCAUUUCUCUAUUUAGAAAAUUGCACUCAUUAUCAAAUAAAAAGAAUUAGAAAACAUUUAAUGAUACAUGGUGUGACACCGAGAGUUCAUGGGAAUUAUGGAAAAGUUCCUCACAAUACUUUCUCCUUGGAUAUUUAUAAAAAUGCCACAGCAUUUUUAAAAGACUUUGUCAAGAAACAAGAGGAAUUACAAAAAACAAAAAUUGCCAAAAAUUCACCUCUACAUCUUUCUGCUGAUAUAACACGUAAGGCUGUUCACGAUUUGUACAAGGAAUAUUGUAAUAAUAUGUCACCAAGUAUAAAAGCACUUGGUUAUUCAACUUUUCGAAGAUUUAUGAAUGAACAAUUUUCGCAAAUAAAAUUUGCCAAACAAGAAUUUGUGAUUAGAGUGCAAGCUACUGGAAAAAAUGAAUCAGAAAAAAAUGAUGUUAACAAUCAUCAAUUAACAUCAAGUAGUGAACAAGUUAAUGUGGGAAAUGAAAAUUUAAUGCAACUUGUCAUGGCUAGCGAGGCGGUUAAUAAAGAUAAUACAUAUAUUCUGCAUCAGUUGUAGAAUAAAGAAAAAAAAAAAAAGAGACACAAGACUCUCGAUUAAAUAUUAAAUCAACGGGCACAAUUUCCAUAAAUAUUGUACUAUGAGGAAAUUAUUCACGAAAUAAAGA